Anopheles coustani is the source of this 4260-nucleotide messenger RNA. It is a transcript of the gene Su(z)12, whose product is annotated as polycomb protein suz12-B. NCBI's taxonomy places the organism in Eukaryota, Metazoa, Arthropoda, Insecta, Diptera, Culicidae. The transcript has 7 exons. Gene Ontology annotation, molecular function: chromatin DNA binding. The coding region runs from base 192 to 3194 and encodes 1000 amino acids. Gene Ontology annotation, cellular component: nucleus; ESC/E(Z) complex. The record is from RefSeq and is a predicted model, not a curated record.
CGGGCAGUGAGUUAUUCUGAUAUUCUAGAGAAAUUCUUGGGAAAAUAAGGAACGACUGAAAAAAGGCUCUAUUCGUAUAGUUUUCUUAUAGCUUGACGAAGCAUUGUAUCAUACAGGGUAAAUUACUAAGUUUCUAUUGAGUUCGUACGAGUAGGUUGACUCCUCAAAUUGUUCGGUGAUAGCCAGCGAUCAUGGAAAGACAUGCUAUGAAACACGCAAACGGUUCACCAACGGAGGGCAGUAGUACCCCUCCUAUGGCCAGCGGAAACGACACUGCUAGCGGCAAAACCAAAAAGAUGAUGCCCAAGAAAAAGGAAAAGGAAGGCGAACUGGUGUACAAACAAUGCAAGUCCGAGUUCUUGCAAACCGAACAAGAGAUUUUCUUACAGGCUUUCGAAAAACCUUCCCAAAUAUACAGAACAUUGGGAACAAGAAAUAAGCUCCAGCCAAUCUUUCUUCAUCGCAAUCUGUCGUACAUGCGCAACCGUAUGUCCCGAUCUCACAAAUCCCGCCAGUCUUUCAAAAUCGAUUCGAUGCUUGCGCAAAAGUUGAGCAAACUUCGCAGCGAAAAGGCAAACAUUCUGUCCGCUUGUGGUGAUUCUUUGUCACUGCUGUUUUUAGGAAUUUUCGACAAGAAGAAUGGAACGACCAGAAUCACAACCGAUGCGGCGGACGGUGCGUUUGACGAUGAGCAGGAUGAACAAAAAUUUAGCUCGAGGCGAUACGGGCUCGUUGAAACGUUUCUGCUCAAAAUAUCUCACAACAAGCGGAAGGACAUUUCGUCCACGCUAAAGCAGGUCUCCUUUGGGAAGACCGAUGUAUUGAUAAACCCCAAGGCUGAUCAGAUGACCACCAGAGACUUUGACGAAAAACCACCGGUAGUGCACAUACCGACAGAGUCGUUCAGAUAUCUGUGUACACCAAAUCACGUUGCAGGCCCGCAACUGUCAAUCCUACUGCUGUUCCGUGUCCAUCUCAAGGCUUCACCAACGGCAGCCAAUGGCAAUGGGUUCUGUGACGCUACCGCUAACGGUCACCUCAAAGCGGAACCUGCCAGCGAUGGUGAGGAACCAUCGGCGAAGAGACAGAAGCUGCACACCUUCACCAAACUGAUGACCGGGGAGCUCAAUAUUUGGGGUAAGGAAGGUCCCAUUAAGCUGCAGGAGGGAGAAUACGAGCUUAAACUGCGUGAAAUGAUGCCACAGCAAAGGGCUUUCGUCGCGAAGAAUAAUUCCCCGUUGAAAAACUGGGGCUCGGAAGGGAGCGAAAUGAUGGACUACGAACAGUCGGAUGAUUGUAGCAACACCUCCAGAAACGAUGAGCAAGCCGAACAAGAGCUAAAAGAUUACUUCGAGGAGUUCCGGAAGCACCCGAGACUGAAGUUUCGUGUGCAGUGGACCAAAGAUUCCGAGUGCGGGGUUGCUGAACUCAGUGCUGUGGGAAAUGGGUGCAGUGAUAAGGAAAACUACAAGCCACCGUCCUCACCGUCGGAGUCAUUCAAGAAGGGUUUGAACAUCAACAUCAAUAACAAUAGCAUUCUUACUCCGGCAGCUGCCACCGGGCGCAUGAAUGAAGUGGAGCAAGAUCAAUCAUCAUCCGAUGGCAGCGACUUGCCUCCCAACAAUAUAUUCCUUCCGGACAGCAAUGCCUUAGUGCCUACCAGCAGUAGUAGCAACGGUGACGAAAGACGCAUCAGCGAUAUUGCGGGACUGGAGCACGGCCACGAGGUUAAGCGUGUGAUCUAUCAGCUCAUCCACAACAACUACACGCGCCAACAGACCGAGACGACUGAAUUUACCUGCCCGUGGUGCUCCCUCAAUUGCUGCAUUCUAUAUUCACUGCUAAAGCACCUGAAGCUGUGCCAUGCGCGCUUCGUCUUUAACUUUGUGCCGAUUGCCAACGGAGCACGCAUCGAUGUUUCGAUCAACGAGCUGUACGAUGGGUCGUACAACGGAUCGCCCCACGAUCUGCUCGGUCCCACGAUCGGAUACUCCAGACGGGGCCCGGUACGACGAACGGUGGUGACGAAUCUACUUGUCUGCCGGCCCCGACGACAGAAGCCGAGCCUGUCCGAGUUCAUCGACACGGACGAGAACGAGUUUGAUAGCCAGCGACCGUACAUAACUGGGCACAGCAGGAUGUAUCACCACACCAUGACCUGCCUUCCGGUGUACCCACGGGAACUGGACAUCGAUUCGGAGGGCGAAAGCGAUCCGCUCUGGUUGCAGCACAAAACGAUGCAAAUGAUCGACGAGUUCACGGACGUGAACGAGGGCGAAAAGGAGUUGAUGAAAAUGUGGAAUCUGCACGUAAUGAAGUACGGGUACGUCGGUGACUGCCAGAUACCGAUUGCGUUGGAGAUGUUUAUCGAUAUGCGAGGUCGCGAGCUGUGGGCUCGUAAUCUGUAUCGCAACUUUGUACUGCACAUGAGCUCGAUGUUUGACUUUGGGCUCGUGUCCGCCGAUGUAAUGCAGCGAACCAUAAGAAAAUUGCGUAAAAUUCUACUGAAUGAUGUGGAAUUGCAGCAGCAAAUCCGGCAGUCUCGCGACCAGCAGAUGAGCUAUUGGAACAACGUAACCGUACACAAGCAGGCGCAAAAGACGGAAGCCAGAAACGGCGUCGGAGAGCGAACUUUAGGCGCGGGCGCAAGUUCAUCUUCCGGCAGCAGUAUGGCGUCAUAUCACAAGGCUGUGCAUGGCGGUAGUAACAGUGGUCCGGCCAGUGCUAGCGACGGCCAGCAGCGCAAAGUCAAGCCCACGAUUACGCCGGCCAAAAACACUGAUCCUUCAGCCAUAUCUCCUCCGCGUCGCCGAAGCGCCACUGCUGCGGUCAAUGGUGCAGCAAAAGGCACACCGUCCAGCUCCACGCAAUCAUCAUCUCUAUCAUCAUCCAGUCAUACCAAUACACAUUCCACUGGUACGCCGUCCAAGGGCGGCACGGGGAAGGCGGUGCUGAAAGCGCCGGCCCCGCCAUCCUCAUCGACUCCCACCUCUGCUAGCAAGAAAUCAUCCUCCGCUUCUUCGGCGGUGUCCAGUAGCGCCAUCGCCACAUCCUCCUCCUCAUCAAAUCAUAACAAGCACCACCAGCAUAGCCAAUUCAAAGCCGCCAUGCUGUCCCCUGUAAUGACGCGAAGGAAAUCUCUUUCUCUAGGAACGCAUCUUUCGCAGUCGCAGCGCAAACGGUCCCUCAACUGAGACUACGCGGCAACGGCUACGACUCACCAAUGAACUCAUAGCGGACAAGUGGAAAAGGAAUAUCCUGCGAAGAAAACAAGACGAGUAAAAAACCGAACUACCUAAGCACAUAGUACUGCGAACUUAUAGGAUAAGAUAAGUCUUAUCAUUCUUUUUUUAUACGUAAAUAACAAACAGAGAAGGUACAGGAAAAGGGCAACGAGGGAAUGCCGCAUAAAAGCAAAAUUCUUUAAAUUGACUCGGAAUUGCAAGAUAGAAUUUGUUGGGUUUUGGAGCUUAUUCAUCGGCGAUGUCGUGUCAUCGUCCUUCAGCAGCGAACGACUCAUUCGCUUUAGUUUUUGGCUAAGGUAGUAUAACAAUUUUAGGUCUAGAUGAUGGUCACAAAGAUAAAUUUCUUAAAAUGAGGACAGUGAGGAAUAGAUGAAUUUAUGCCGACGCAUGUGAUCCUCGAAUUGAACAAAGAUAUAUGAAUAUUACAAGUAAAAGUAUUCUUCUCCGGCGAUUAAUUUAAUGACCCCUCCGAGGAAUAUAGAUACAGCGAAAGUACUGCCGUUCAAAAGAAGACGAAAUGUCUUUGAGGUCCUGGAGAACCAUUUCAAUAUACCCCUCAGGGAGGAUGGUAAGUGGAGGGAGGAGAGGGAGAGAAACUUACAAAAGCUGCUGUGGUUGUAGAACAAAAAUGGAAUAGUUCUGUUAUUUUGGAUUUUAUCUGGUCUAAGCCGAGAGAGGAUUAUUUUCGACCAUUCACUGCCAUUUAUUGCACGGAUUUUUGUAUGGAAAAUUGUUUGCACGGAUGCUUUAUUCUCGCUCCAAAUUGUUUUAUUGUAAUCAUUAUUGUUAGAAAAAGGGGGAGCUUUUUGCUCGAUACACUAUCAGACAUAAUCUUUUAUUGAACUCCACAAUGGCGGUAAUUUUAUUUUAGUUUUUUUGUUCCCCGGGGGGCAACACUGCAGUUUAUACUACUUUCUUUUGCAUUUUUACGUUCUUAAAUGCCUUAGAUUUUGCCCCUUUUUUGUUUAGAAUUGAAUUAUAAACGCAAUAAACAUUGAACUAAACGGAAUGUCUA